Molecule: messenger RNA, 539 nt
Organism: Prorocentrum cordatum
Lineage: Eukaryota; Dinophyceae; Prorocentrales; Prorocentraceae
Source: the annotation of a GenBank genome assembly
GCAGCCGCAGCCGCAGCCGCAGCGGCCACAGCCAGGCGCUGCGCCGCCGCAGCCGGGGCCGGAGGUCUCGGAGGGCUGCCGCGGUUCAGCUUGGGGCCGCCGUGCCCGCGCUGUUUUCGGCCGCCGCCGCGCUGGGUCGCGGGACACGCCCGCCGCGCCAGCUGGCUGCGUCGGCGGUGGGGCCGAGGAUGUCGCGGGCAAGGCUCGGGCGCCGCCGAGCGGCGGACCAGCCUCCAGGCGGCCCGUGGCGGGGACACUCGCCCAGGCGAUGGAGGAGCUGGACAGAACGAUCAACGAGCCGCUGGAGGCAAGGAAGAAGAUCUUCCGGGAGCUCCAGCGCAAACUUCACCCGGAUAAGAACCCAGACCAGGAGGACGGGGCGAAGUUCGCCUUCCAGAAGUUGAUGGAGAGGUGCCACAUGAUCGAGGCGGAGUGGAGGAUGGUGUUUUGGGACGCGCCGCUCUCUGCCUGCAGCGUCUGCUGGGGAACAGGCUCGAGGAUGGCCCGGCCAGCGUGAUGUGCCAGAAGCUCUCGUCGGU